AGGCAAGCAGCCUGGACCGCGACCUCUGGGAGAGCAUGGUGACCCCCUGGCGCUUCUCUGUCAGGGUCUGCUUGUCGCACCUAAGGGGCUUGGAGCUCAGAAAGGACCUCGGCCUUCUGAGACCCUCUGGGUGCUGCCGCAAGGCUAGACUCUGUUGGCUUCUGCUUGGCACUUUGCCCAAACUCAUCUCAGCCUCUGAGGACAUUGGCAAGGGGGCCCCUGAGAGCUUGUGUCGGCAAAGGACCAGUUGGAGUGACCUGGCUGAAAACGGGCCACUGGAGAGAGUCGCCCCGGAGCAGCGGCUAGGCUGCCUCCUUCUGCACUUGCGGAUCUGGCUCCGGGCGGGGGCGCUCUUGGUGAAAUUCUUCCCCCUCCUUCUACUCUACCCCCUCACCUACCUGGCUCCCAGUGUCUCCAGGCUCUGGCUCCACCUGCUUCUGAAAGCCACCGAGACCUCCGGUCCAACGUACAUCAAACUCGGCCAGUGGGCCAGCACCCGGCGUGAUCUCUUCUCAGAGGCUUUCUGUGCGCAGUUCUCCAAGCUGCACGUCCAGGUGACGCCCCAUCCUUGGACCCACACUGAACACUUCCUACGGCAGGCCUUCGGAGAGGACUGGGGGAGGGUCCUUUGCUUUGAGAAGCAGGAGCCUGUGGGUUCCGGCUGCGUGGCCCAAGUGUACAAAGCACGUGCCAAUCCUGCCUUCCUGGAGAAGGACAGCAUCCGGAGACUGGCCACAGCCUCCAGACUGCAGCUUUCUUCGGAAGCUGGGAAAGUCCAGGGGCUGGGAGAGCUCCUUGGACACUUGGGGAAGGCGUGGAGGCCUCAGGGAAGUCUUGCCGACCAGUCAUUUCUAGAAAGGCUGCUCUUCCCUAAAGCUGACCUGGUUGGAUCAAAUGCAGUCUUGUCUCAGGCUUCGGGACUGGCCCACGGACCACAGCCAGAUCACCUCAUCCCUGUGGCCGUGAAAGUGUUGCACCCUGGCCUGCUUGCUCAGGUGCAGAUGGACCUGCUGCUGAUGAAGAUGGGCAGCCGAGUCCUUGCACUUUUGCCAGGAAUAAAGUGGCUCAGCUUGCCUGAGAUCGUGGAGGAAUUUGAGAAGCUCAUGGUGCGACAGAUCGACCUGCGUUAUGAAGCUCGGAAUCUAGAACACUUCCAAUGCAACUUCCUGAACGUGAACUCUGUCAAAUUCCCCACCCCUCUGCGUCCCUUUGUCACCAGGGAUGUCUUGGUGGAAACGUAUGAAGAGAGUGUGCCUGUGUCCAGUUACCAGCAAGCAGGGAUUCCCGGGGACGUGAAGAGGAAGAUUGCGCGGCUGGGGAUCAACAUGCUCCUGAAGAUGAUAUUUGUGGACAACUUUGUCCAUGCGGACCUUCACCCUGGGAACAUCCUGGUCCAGGGCGCCGACGGUCUUCCCAAGAGCCAAGAGGCGCAGCCUCAGCAGGUAGAUGUCUGUGAUGCGCUGGCGGUGGCUGUGACGCCUGCCCGGUGCCCGCUGUGCCUGGUGCUUCUGGACGCCGGCAUUGUGGCCGAGCUGCAGGCUGCCGACCUGAGGAACUUCCGGGCAGUCUUCAUGGCCGUGGUGAUGGGGCAGGGCCAGAGAGUGGCUGAGCUCAUCCUGCAUCAUGCCCGGGCCAGUGAGUGCAAGGAUGUGGAGGCAUUUAAGGCUGAGAUGGCCAGGCUGGUGACCCAGGCCAGGAAGAACAGCAUCACGCUGGAAAAGCUUCAAGUUUCCAUCCUUCUCUCGAAUGUCUUUAAGUUGCUGAUGACUCACAAGGUGAGGCCUGGGUAGAGAGCUCGCCCUCUGGUCAGGCAGGAGGGGAGGGCUCUGGGGAAGGCGGGUGGCCUCAGGGUGGUGACAGGUACUUUUCUUACGUGAGAUCUCGUUUUUGAGAACGUUGCAUGCACCGAUCCCUGUGGUGAAGAGUGCUGUUUCUGUUUCUUGAGGUCCGGCAAGAUCUUUCCUUGGUCACGUUGUGAUCCCACAUUGGUGGGGUCUUUGGUGAAAAACUUUAUGCUUUCCAAAACUUCUGACAGGUUCCAUUUUAAAAAUGACUUAAAUAUCACCUUAGGAUUGGGGAAAGCUUUAAUCAUUGCUGGGGGGCUGGCUUGGAGAGAACCGGGAAUGAACACACACUCCUGGGAGUUCAGUUGCACGGGGCGGGGAGCCGGAGGGUGAGGCUCACAGCCAGCUCUGCACCAACCAGCUCUGACCUGCUCAAGUCUCUCCAAGUCUCCCCCGGGCCGCUGGGAGGGCCGGAUGAGGCCGUGACAACGGUAGCGGUGUGCCGUGACUCCCCUCUACGCACCUAACUUAGCUGUGUAACAUUUAUCAGUAUCUGAGUCAAUCCCCGCAACAUUCCUCGAGGCCGGCACCGAGCAACUUGCCCCGGCCAGGUGGGCCCCAGGGUAGCGCCCGACCCCGUGCCCGCAGCCCGACUGCGGAGCCCCACUCCCAGCUGCUUUGUUCUCCGGCCUCCGGUGCUCCCACGGGCACACGGCCUUCCUCGCACACUGCGUGGGACACAACGGUUCCCAGCGCUUUAGAUGUUUGCUGUUGUCAUUGUGCUUCUCAGGACAGGACAGCGGAGAGAGGGCCGAUCGAGUGCAGCCACUCUAUUUCAAGUGCUUCACCAGGCACUUAAUUUAAAACAAUGCAAAACAUUUUAAAUUGUGGUUAAAAAAACAAUAUAAAAUUUACCCCUACCAUCUCCAAGUGCACAGCUCAGCAGUGACAACCACAUUCACGUAGUGGUGUAACAGAUCUCUAGAGCUCUAGAAUUUUCUCAUCCUGCAAAACUAAAACUCUGUAUCUACUGAACAAAAACUCCCCACGUCUCCCCCCA
This is a messenger RNA of Physeter macrocephalus (sperm whale), 2844 nucleotides long. RefSeq names its product aarF domain containing kinase 2 (gene ADCK2). NCBI's taxonomy places the organism in Eukaryota, Metazoa, Chordata, Mammalia, Artiodactyla, Physeteridae. The transcript is spliced from 7 exons. Bases 36 to 1790 code for a protein of 584 amino acids. The record is from RefSeq and is a predicted model, not a curated record. Gene Ontology annotation, cellular component: mitochondrion.